UUUAAUUCAACGCGACUAUCGUGUUUCUGCCCAAUAAAUGGUCAUAAGUAAAUAAGUAAAUAAAUGAGAAAAAGCUCGUUUUGUGUAAUUAGAGACUUGCCUUGGAGGCGGAGUCCUAUUCCUAGUGCCAAGGCCCCGCCGGCUGAGUGGGACAGGCGGCUCUGGGUACGAGAACAAAGAUGGUGGCCCACACUCGCGUUUGUUAUCGAAAACAGUAUUUUUAGGUUUUUUUAUUUUUUAUUUUUAAUUACGUCAUGGAAUCAUUAAGUGAUGAAAUUUUAGUUAGAAUAUUUAGCUUCUUAACGGCGCGAGAUCUAUGUAGGUGCUCUCAAGUGUGUUCUGUUUGGUGUCGGCUAGCAAACGAUUUUCAUUUAUGGAGAAAGUUGUUUGUUAAAUCUUUUGACAAGUUUAUCCUGGAUCCUUCCUACUACAACCAGGUGUUCCCAACCCAGUGGAAAGAGUUGUAUAUAUUACGGUCAAACUGGUUUAGUGGACACUGUCAUGUUCAAAGUCUUCGUAAGAAAACUGUUACAUCUCCACAACAAACUGAACUCACCAAAGUGGUUUGCUUAAAAAUAUCAAACUGUGGUCGUAGCCUCUUAGCAAGUGUCAAUCAAGACUCUAAAUUGGUACAUUUGUGGAGUUUAAUUGAGAAGAAGUCAUUUCAUGUUGUUUCUUGUGAAAGUGUUAUUGGUUGUAUAGACUUUGGAACUGAGCGCUCAAGAAAUGUUUUGGCAAUUGGUCUCCAUAGUAACAGGUUCUCUCUGUGGGAUUUUCAGAGAAAGGUGUUCCUCUUAAGCAAAACUAACUUAUCACAAAUAUCAAGAGAAAUCACCGGUCCAAGAAACAACAGUUUACCACCAGAUACUGCUGUAUGUCGAGUCAAUCUUGUGGAUAACAAACUUGUUACAGUUACAACACAGUGUGUCAUAAAAGUAUGGGAAUUAGAUUUCAGUCAAUAUGGACAAGUAACUUGUCACUGUUUACACACUCUAACAACAUUCAAGCCAAGGUGUUCUGUAUUAGACAUCCAACUAAAGAGAGAACCUGAUGAUGCCUGGUCUGUGUCCAUUUCACAUGCUGCAGAAGUUUUGGAAAACUGGAAUCUUAUUGGUUUUCAAGCUUUGAGAUUUAAAGGACAGGCACUUCUCGAGACAGGACCAGGAUGCCACACUGAAGAUACACUGGAAUGUGUUGAAGAUGGGGAUGAGGAUGAAAGUUGUUCCAACACUUUUAAAACAUGGAUGUUACCACAAAAAGAGCAAAUGGGCAGCAGAACGUCUGUGUCUUGCCUUUCUAUCAGUCCUUGCACAAAGGUAGUCACUUCUGGUCAAAAUGAUAACACCAUUUCACUCUGGGAUACUGCUACUCAAUGCCGUAAACACAUUCUGUUUGGACACACAGGUGCUGUGACAUGUACAGAUGUAGAUAUGCACAAGAUUGUGAGUGGAUCUAAUGAUAGGACUGUCAAGGUGUGGUCCUUAGAGAGCGGUGAUUGUCAGUUGACACUUCCUGGUGAUCAUUCCUCUGGUGUGUCAAGUGUUACUUUCAAUGACCAGUGGGUUAUUAGUGGUGACAACUCAGGCGAAAUCAAGGUGUGGGAUUUUGCUGUAAAUAGUCUGUCAAUAUUACAGAGUCUAGACUUACCAUCAGGAAUGGAUCAACAACACAGAUUUUGACAUGACACUGAAUUGUCAAUAAAGAUAGGAAUACAUAAUAAUUGUAUUUAUUUUAUUUGGUCUCUUUCACACUCUUACAUGUUGGUACUUUAUUGUAGAUUAAAUUAACAUUAUUUGCAUUUUUUUAAGAUUGCUUUUAGCCAAAAAAACAUGUUGUUGAUAGUAUAACACACAUGUUUAUAGAAUUCCAGAUUUUUAGCAAAAUAAUGCUGUCAAUUCUUUGCCCCAAAGGUAUAAUAAUUAUCUUGUACACUUUAUUGUCAAGGGUUAUGAUGUUUUUUGUUGUUCUUGUAAAUGUUUGUUUUCUUCCUUUCCACUCAUCUAUUGGGGAAACAUUAAUUUAUCAUCAGAAAAGGGUAUUGAGCAACAGGUCACAUUUUCUGAGGAGGUGAAUAGGUGAAAUUACACCUUUCUAUACACAUUUGUGAUUAAGGGUACUACCCAUUUUCAAGUUCUUUUUGUUGCAGCCUUUAAUGAUAUUUAUUCCUAGUGCUAUUUCCUUAUGCACUGUUUUUACAUUAUCAGUUUAUUAAACUUGUUUUUAUCUCCAACAUCUGAUACAUUGAAUGCUGUGUUUUCUCCAAAAGUCCCAAAUUAGGGAGCUUAAGCGACCAGAACAUCACCAAACAAAAGGUUAAAUGAGGAAAACAAUAGCUGUGUUCGUGCA
Molecule: messenger RNA, 2346 nt
Organism: Orbicella faveolata
Lineage: Eukaryota; Metazoa; Cnidaria; Anthozoa; Scleractinia; Merulinidae
Molecular function (GO): protein binding
Source: RefSeq, a predicted model, not a curated record